This is a messenger RNA of Cherax quadricarinatus, 1972 nucleotides long. NCBI's taxonomy places the organism in Eukaryota, Metazoa, Arthropoda, Malacostraca, Decapoda, Parastacidae. The record is from RefSeq and is a predicted model, not a curated record.
AGACAUGUGCCUACUCUUCACGAGCAGUAGUAGUACAUGUAGGUCAAGUACAAGACAUGGACCUACCCCGGCCUUUACCAACAGUAGUGGUACAUGUAGGGGAGUACAAGACAUGUGCCUACCCCUCAUCCAACAGUAGUACAUUCAGAGGAUGCCAAUCACUAGGGAGGAGGAGGAGGCAUUGAAUGAUCACUUUUUGAUCAACAGCUACGUAGAAGGGUUUGCAACAAGCCAGGCUGAUACAAUAUUAUUUGACCAAUUUAGAUCCACCCCCAACCAAGACCUCCAUAAUCUCCACCGCUGGUAUAAACAUAUAGACAGCUUUGGCAGUGACAGGUCAAAAUUUCCAGGCCCUAAAAGAAACAGCUUAAUACUGUCAGUGAAUAAGAUAAAGGUGACAGUAAUGAUGAAUAACAAAAUUGAGAAAGAUGGACCCAAACAGGUGGAACAGCAGCAGCUAGAGCAGCAGUUAACCGAGGAUAUUGUUGAUCCAUGGAAUGUACAAGCUUCUAGCAAUAAGGGCAUUGAUUAUGAUAAGUUGAUAGAUAGAUUUGGGUCAUCUCGUAUUGAUGAUGCCCUUCUGGAGAGAUUUGAGAAACUGACUGGGCAAAACCCUCAUCAUUUCUUGAGACGAGGAAUAUUCUUCUCACACCGGGACAUGCAUAGAAUCCUGAACCUGGUUGAAGCAGGCAAAAAAUUCUUUCUGUAUACUGGUCGAGGUCCGUCAUCUGAUUCUAUGCAUGUUGGUCACCUCAUCCCAUUUAUUAUGACAAAGUGGCUCCAGGAUGUAUUUGAUGUUCCUUUAAUAAUUCAGAUGACUGAUGAUGAAAAAUAUCUGUGGAAGGAUCUCAAGCUAGAACACUGCAAUAAUCUUGCUUAUGAGAAUGCCAAGGACAUCAUUGCUGUUGGAUUUGACAUGAGCAAAACUUUUAUAUUUUCUGAUGUCGACUUUAUAGGUGGAGAGUUUUAUAAAAAUGUGUUAAAGGUCCAGAAGCACGUAACAUUCAACCAAGUUAAAGGAAUUUUUGGGUUUGACGAGUCCUCCAAUAUUGGGAAGAUAAUGUUUCCCGCUAUUCAAGCAGUUCCCAGUUUCUCCUCCAGCUUUCCAUUCAUAUUUGGUGGAAAAAAGGACAUCCCAUGUCUUAUUCCAUGUGCUAUUGAUCAGGACCCGUACUUCCGGAUGACCCGGGACGUCGCACCCAGGUUAGGAUUCCAAAAGCCUGCACUCAUUCACUCCACCUUCUUCCCAGCACUGCAGGGUGCCAGUAGCAAGAUGAGUGCCUCAGAUGAGAAUUCAUCUAUAUUUUUGACUGACACUGCAAAUCAAAUUAAGAAAAAGGUAAACAAAUAUGCUUUCUCAGGUGGCAAAGAUACAGUAGAGGAACACAGAGAAAAGGGUGGAGACUGUGAGGUGGAUGUGUCUUUUAUGUACCUUAGAUUCUUCAUGGAAGAUGAUGGUAGAUUAGAAGAGAUUCGGCAGCAGUAUUCCUCUGGUCAAAUGCUCACUGGAGAACUCAAGGCAGAGUUGAUUCAGGUACUGGUUAUAAUUAUUGGCAUCUGUAUUUUUAAAGUUAAUCCAUAUACAGUUUUCACUUGCCAACACUAAUUCUUAAAAUAGUGAUAUAUAAUAUUAUUGAAAAUCUUGAAGUGUCAGGAUGAAAUGAUUGAAGGAUAGAGAGUUUUGGGUAAGCACACAAUUUUAAUUACUUUUGUAGGUGGCCAUAAAGACAAAGAUAGUUUGUCCCAUCUUUCUCUGAGGAAGGUGAGUUAAUGAGAUUGGGUUUGGGAAAUUUACUACAAAAGUCCCAUGCUGUACUUUUUUUUUAUUUGACAUGUUUACUACCACUUUCCUUUUCUCUCAGUUUAUUAAACUGUUUGAAAAUAUACAGUACUGUAAGAUAAUGCAAAGAAGAAUGAAAAAUCACUGAACUGUAGUUGGAACAGUGCACAAAUACUGCAGUUCUCUAUUUUG